AUGGCUCGACGAUCGUCUGGGCCUGCCGCGUCUCCCCAAGCGCUUGUGGCGUCAAAGCGACGCGCUUCAGCCAGACUGUCAGCCUCCGAACCGGAGGUCAAACGGGUCAAGUCCAACGCCGAUCUGAGCCAAGUGAAGUCCACCACCAGCAAGAGCAAGUACUUCGAAUCGGAAGAUUCCGAGCCUGAGUCGGAGUCUGAUGAGUCUGUGGGAGCAUCAUCCGAGUCCGCCUACGAAGAAGCGAAAGACGAGUCGUCCUCAGCCGAGGAAGCGGAGCUGGAAGAACCCUCCGACAGCGAAGAGGACACCAAAAAGAAAACCAGCGCACGAGGCAAGCAGCGACAGAGUACCGGGGGUGGAACCGAUGCCCUGAGGGGCAAAGAGCUCUGGCGCGAAGGCGCCAAGUUGGACUUGAAACCUGGGCAGGAAGUCAUCAUCGCGAAGCCUAAGGCGCGGGAGGCGGGGAAGACCCCGUACCAGGAUGAGACGCUGCACCCCAACACCAGGCUAUUUUUGAUCGAUCUGGCUGAUAACAAUGACCGCCAAUGGCUGAAAGCGCACGAUCCGGAUUACCGCGCGGCAAAGAAGGACUUUGAGACGUUCGUCGACACCCUCACGCCGAAGAUUGCAAGUGUCGAUGCUACUGUCCCCGAACUUCCUGUCAAGGACCUGGUGUUUCGCAUACAUAGGGACGUUCGAUUCAGCAAGAACCCGCUUCCAUAUAAGACACAUUUCUCUGCGGCUUGGUCCCGGACUGGUAAGAAGGGACCGUACGCGGCGUACUAUGUCCACUUCCAACCUGGCUCUUGUUUUGUUGGCUGCGGGCUCUGGAACCCAGAGGCGGAGCCCCUUGCAUUACUCCGAGAGGAGAUCGAUGAGAACUCAGCCGGCUUGAAGGAAGUCCUUCGGGCACCGAAGAUGCGCCGCGAGUUUCUGAAAGGAGCUUCCGACGAUGAUGAUGCAGUUGUGGAUGCCUUCACGCAUCACAACAGGGAGUCUGCUUUAAAGACCAAGCCCAAGGGUUACGAGGCCGACAAUCAGAACAUCAAAUUGCUUCGUCUACGCAGCUUCACUAUAGGAAAGCCUGUUUCUGAUGAAGAGCUUACUGGUGAUGAUGCCCAGGAGAACAUCACAGCCUUAAUUGAGAUCAUGGAGCCGUUUGUGAGUAUUGAUUUCCCGGAUUCCCCCCUCUUGACUAGCCCUGUUUUCCCUUCGAAGCUAGCCUCUUUGGCGGUGUUAGCCGUCCUUUUUACCCACCGAAUCAGCGCUUGGAGACGCCUAGCCGGUACUCUCUUUUUAUUUGUGGCUUUGACAGGAGCAUGGGCAAGGGACAAACAUGAAGAUCUUCUUGAUUUGCUUGCCUUACUUGCCUCACUUGCAUUGCUGACUGCUGACCGCUUCUCGUCUCUUGGAUAG
This is a messenger RNA of Penicillium soppii, 1416 nucleotides long. Its product is annotated as DUF2461 domain-containing protein. The record is from RefSeq and is a predicted model, not a curated record. The transcript is spliced from 7 exons. NCBI's taxonomy places the organism in Eukaryota, Fungi, Ascomycota, Eurotiomycetes, Eurotiales, Aspergillaceae. The coding region runs from base 1 to 1416 and encodes 471 amino acids.